Thalassophryne amazonica is the source of this 4072-nucleotide messenger RNA. It is a transcript of the gene adarb1b, whose product is annotated as adenosine deaminase RNA specific B1b. Bases 16 to 684 code for a protein of 222 amino acids. Gene Ontology annotation, cellular component: nucleolus; cytoplasm. The transcript has 3 exons. The record is from RefSeq and is a predicted model, not a curated record. Gene Ontology annotation, biological process: RNA processing; adenosine to inosine editing. Gene Ontology annotation, molecular function: double-stranded RNA adenosine deaminase activity; double-stranded RNA binding; tRNA-specific adenosine deaminase activity. NCBI's taxonomy places the organism in Eukaryota, Metazoa, Chordata, Actinopteri, Batrachoidiformes, Batrachoididae.
CUGUGUGCUUGGUGAAUGUGUGGUAUUUUAAGGCUGAAAUUAUUUCCAGCAGAUGCUCUAAAGUCUCCACAAAAUGUGACUAAAACACCAUAUUUCUUAAACAAAAACACGUGCAGAUGGUUAGUGUUUGUGUUUUUUCUCUGUAGGUGGAAUGUGUUGGGCAUCCAGGGCUCUUUGAUGAGCUACUUCACUGAACCACUAUACUUCUCCAGCAUCAUUCUUGGCAGCCUUUAUCACGCAGACCACCUCUCCAGAGCCAUGUACCAGCGCAUCGCAGAUAUCGAGGCUCUGCCACAGCAGUUCACCCUCAAUCGGCCCUUGCUCAGCGGUAUCAGUAAUGCAGAGGCCAGGCAGCCGGGCAAGGCACCAAACUUCAGUGUGAACUGGACGGUGGGCGAUCAGGCCCUGGAGGUGAUCAAUGCAACCACAGGAAAGGAUGACAUGGGCCGCGCUUCACGCCUUUGCAAACACGCCCUCUACAGUCGCUGGGUGCGACUGCACUCCAAGCUCUCAUCCAUCCUGCGAAUCAAGGUGCCAAAGCCCAGUUCGUACCACGAAGCCAAGCAAGCGGCCGCAGAGUACCACUCCGCCAAGCAAGCCCUCAUCAAGGCCUUCCACACGGCCGGCCUUGGAGCCUGGGUGAAAAAACCCAUCGAGCAAGACCAGUUCACCCUGAGCUCCUGAGAGAGCUCAGAGACCAAGUGAUUCCACCCCCCACCCCCACCCCCGUUUCUUCACCCCUGACCCAGGCAUGAAAAAAAAAAACCCACAGCUCCGUCGACAACCAGCCCACAGACACUUUUCCUUUCUCUCUCGCGUUUGCACGCGCACACACUUUGUGCUGCAGGAAACAAAAACGUGAAUGAUACUGCAAACCAUCCAUCACUCAUCCUUCCCAUUCCUCAGAGGAACUCAACCUCACUUUGUUUUUUGUUUUUUGUUUUUUCCUCAUGCUGUUUUUUAUUGUUCGUCACUUUUUUAGGUUGUAAAAUUUUACUUACAUGUUUUAAAACUGGAAAUAAUGGUUUUAAGCCCAUCAGUUUUAAUUUCUUAGAUAAUUGUUUUAUUCUGUAGACGUUGUUGAAAUGAUUCCAGAUGUGUAAGUUUUCUUCAUAAAGGAGAGUAGCUAGUUAAGAUGAGACAUACUGUAGGGACACUGUCAAAUCAGUGUGUAUGGGAUUAAAAAAAACACACACACAGGUAAUUAUGACUUUUAAUAUAAAGAUGUUUAAAUCUGUAGGAUGUAAAUUUAGUGCUGAAAACAAAGCACAUAAAAUAGAUAAAUGUGUUAUUUGGACCGUUUGUUAGAAUAUGAGACUAUAUGUCCAGUAACCCCUGUAUUAAAGUUGAUUGUGUUGCAAAAUAUUGUUGCCCUCUUUUAUUCAACCUGACUAAAAAGAAAAAAGCUACUUUUACCCUGCGGUCACAUUAGCUACAACUGACUGCAACAAGCAGUUGGCUUUGUCGUGUGAGGGGCGUUGCAGAGGUGUGUACACUCUCUAAGAUGUCUUAUAAAUCACUUCAAAGGUGUUUACAAAAACAGCACUUUUAGAUAAAGUGUUUGUCACGCUAACUUUUACAAAAUAUGAGAAGCUUUUUUUAAAUUUUUGCAGAAAUUAGCUGUUUCGGAGCAUUUUCCGACAUCUCUGUUUAUUUUCUUUGAGCAAGGAGAGGGGAGACGUCACGCUGCCUUUUAUUUUCUCUGAUUGGCAGUCACCAUGUCACGCCGCACAGUAUUUGCUUAAAAUAGACUUCUGGUAGGCAGGGGUGGUGAUCAAGUGAUUAGUGCACUCGGUUUCAGUGCAGAAGGCUCCAGGCUCAAACCCCACCCCUGCCACAUUUCUCCAUGUAAUAUGGAGUUGUGUCAGGAAGGGCAUCCGGCGUAAAACUUGUGCCAAUUCAACAUGCACGUCCACCUCUGAUUUGCUGUGGCGACCCCCGAGUGAAAACAAGGCAGCAGCCGAAUGGACUUACUUUUACUGAAAAGAAUAUUCUAAACAUCUCUCCAGAUGUUUUUGUUGUUGUUUUUUGUUUGUUUUUUUGUGUUACGUAUUCAUUGUUGAUAUGCGCCAUAAAUCGCCAUUGUCACUGCAUAUUUGAACAGUAGGCGUGACGGUGAGCGCGUCUCGCCUGGGUCUCGGGACAAGCUCUGGGAGGUGCGUGCACGUUUUCCUUUUCCUUGUUCUAAGCCAUGGCUUUGCAUGGGAACCGGACUGAGAAGCCUGCAGAGUGCAGUGGAGAGCCCAGUGCAUCCAUCAGUCAAUCUUUUUGAAUGAAUGCCAGCAUCUUCCUCCAUAGGCAGCUUUGAAUCUUUAACUCUUUUUCUAGAUUUCUUGUGAUUGAAUGUGUUUGUGUUUGGGUGGAGGGCCAAUAACAGGUCUUUGUUGUUGUUCUUAAGGUUUUACAUUGAUGUCGCUCUGUGGCAGGGAUCCAGCUGAAUUAUUAUUAAUAAUGAUUUACUGUAUGUACUGUAGCCCUACAUGUGACGUUACAUAAAGUACAUGUUGCAUUUAGCCAGGCUGUAGCGACCGUAUGAGUUAUUCUUCAUUAAAUUCUCAAAAUCCAACUGAAGGACCAGCUAAAGAUCAUAUAGUUCUCUGUGCAGACUUGAUGUUCUUGCAUCUGAUCAUGUCGGCUCAAAAGCCAAAACCUAAAAAUUGCAGUCAUGUCAUUUUAAACACACAUCCCCCUCUACACCUAUACCUUUUCUAUUUAAGAAGAUUUCAAGUUGUAGUCUCUUUUAAUUUUUACCAUUUAAGUCAUGAAAACAGCCCCCUCUCCCCUUUUUAGUAGCACUGUAGUUUUGUUCCUUGGUAUUCAAAUGAAGGAUUGACAUGUUAGCAGUGUGAUCAAAAUUUUCCUUUUUGGAAACAAUUUAGGAUUUUGACCCAUGUGGAUUAAAAUGCACUAAGAUGCCAUAACAAACUGGGAAAAUUAAUUUAAGGGUCAAACAGCACUGCUGUACCACAUAUGCUAGUCUUAGCAUCAUAAAGCUGAAGAAAUGUGAUAAACUGUAAAGUAUAACUGAAAAUGCCAAACAGAGAAAAAUGGAAACACAAGAAGAAGUUAGAAAUUUCUUUUUCACAGUUUUCAUCAAAUGCAGCAUUUGCAUAUAUGCUUCCUCCACCAUGUUGUCUGCAAGAAGUCAUGGUGGAAAGUAACUGUUUUUGGCAAUGAAAUCCCACAAAAUAAAAACAUUUAGCAAUAAAAAGUUGCUGUAAUUUUGCAAUAUACCACAAAAAUAAAGGCAGUUUAUGAUGACUAGAUUUUAUCACAAAAUAAAUUUUGUAAAUUUUAUUAAAAAAAUUAAAAAAAAAAUUUAAAUGGAUAACACCUUUAAGCUCAUUCACCAUGGCACAAUUUUGACAAUCACAAUUUUGUACAAAACUAAAAUCCUGAUUGUCAGCUUUGCUGCCCUUGUCUGAGUUGAAAUUGGAAUUGUCAUACUGAGCAAUUCUUUGCCAAAUUGGACAUCUGUCUGUAUCACCAGCCACACACCACAAAUAUGGGCCAAGACUUACAAGGCUAAAACUUCACCAGCUCUUACAUCUACGUGUGGAUGGGUUGGUGUUCAGCCUUCAGUCUGGCCGUCCAGAGUCAGCAGACUGCAGUUUAAUCUGCCAGAAAUUCUCAGUUGGUCAGCGCUGAAGUGUUUGGAGCCAAUUGUGCCCGAACGUUUUUGAGAACAGAUUUGUGAAAAUCUGUAGAAAAUUGCUUUUCACAGCUAAAGAAUUAUGUUUGCAUCGAGACAUUUUAAGUAUCAUCUGUGGAACCUUCACCAAAGAUGUCCAUGUCUAUGUGUGUUUUUUUUUUUUAAUUUUCUGUAUCUGCUGAUUGAUGUACUUUUGAUUUGUACAAUGUGAUUUCCGUUCUGUAUGAGGGAAAACAAUUGUCAGGCUUCUUUAGUGCAUCGCUUGCAGUCGCUGUAUAUUGUGACUCGUGGUCAUAGUUGUUUCAGUAUAGCAGCUGUGUAUGUGUAUAUAUGAAUUAAAUAAAUCCUAUUUCAGUUCAUCCCCUAUUAAUGAAGAACACCAGCUCUCCCUGUGCUAUAGAUGAUCAUAUUUCCCCUAAA